UACGCUCAUUUGGCAGAGGGGAGGGGGUGCGGGGGGAGGCUGCGGCAUCCGACUGACUACAAGCGUCGACGAGGUGCACGCGCCAGGCGUCUCGUCGACGGUUCCGCAGAUCUGACGAGUCGGUGUGAUGUAGACCAGCUGCCCCCUUCCGAUCCGCACCCCCCACCAUGCCGGCGGGGAUGAAACCGCUGGAGAAGUUCCUUAAGAAGCAGACCAGUGCGCUGAGCCGCGCCGGUGGAUUGGACAAGGCCAGCGGGGGGAGCGCGGCAUCGCGGCGAAGGGCCAGUCUGUCACGGGUGGUUCCGUUCUUCAGGGAGCCGUCUCCAGAGGGGGGGCAAGCCCGGGAGGUGUUCAGUCCCGACAGUGAAGACCCUCCCCCCUGGCCCUCCGCUGCCGCUCCGGUCAACGGCUCGGCUUGCGGAGACGUCCGCAGUCCGUCUCUGUCCAGCGACGAGCAGAGUUCCGAGGCCAGCCUGGUCGCCGACGUCAUCGGGGGCGGGGUCACGCUUCACGCAGACACGCCCGAAAAUCUCACCCUAGCCCUGCUGGACAGCGUGACCGGAAGACGCUACGGACACUGCACGGAGACGUUGUUGGAUGACUUCAUGUUGACCCAUCCCAUCUUCCUGACGGCAGACACCUUCCAGCAAGUUCUACUGCAGCAAUUUUGUGUGCAUGGGAAGGGGCCAAGUGGUGAAAAUGAGGACGGAGGAGGGGGGGGGCUGGACGGAGAGGCGGAGGCCGUGCUGGAUGCCGUGCACAGGAAGCGAGCAGUACUGAGCGUAGCCUUUCGAUACCUCGACAUGUACCGAGAACUCCUGCAGGAGGAGGGUGACAAGUUUCCCAGGGAGUUGUACGUGUGUGCACUUCAGGAGCUGAGUCGUCAUCCUGAGCUGGUGGAUGAUGUGGUCAAACUGCAACGCUGGACCGAAAUUUUACACUGCCCUUGUGAUGAGGAGAAGGAGAGCAGAAGGAAGCAGGUGCGACCUCUCUUCAGACACUUUCGACGAAUUGAUGCCUGUCUGCAGCCCAGGGAGGCGUUCAGGGGCUCCGACGAAAUUUUCUGCAGGGUCUACACUCCUGAUCACUCCUACGUCACCAUCCGCAGUCGCCUGUCCUGCCGUGUGGGAGACAUCCUGGCUCUGGUCCGAGAAAAGCUGCAGUACAGCGAUGAGCAGCCGCUUCUUCCUGGAAACCUCAUCCUGGUGGCGGUCACAUCAGCCGGAGAAAAGGCGGUGUUUCGGCCCAGUGACGAGGCCGUCUUCACCACAUUGGGUGUCAACACUCACCUGUUCACCUGCGAACCCUCUGAGCUGGAGUCACUGCUUCCUCUUCCUGAGGAGAUCCACUGGACGCCUGGAGACAGCAAACUUCAUGACAUGUCAGCAGAGGAAGUGGCCAACCAGCUGGUGGCAUUUGACUGGGAGCUCUUCAGUUGCGUGCACGAGGUGGAGUUUGUGUGUUACGUGUUUCAUGGAGAGCAGUCCCGCUGGCGCCCCCUCAACCUAGAGCUGGUACUGCAGCGCUGCAGUGAGGUCCAACACUGGGUUGCCACCGAGAUCCUUCAGUGUCACUCCUUGCCCAAACGAGUUCAACUGCUCCGCAAAUUCAUCAAGAUUGCAGCGCUCUGUAAACAACAGCAGGACCUUCUGUCCUUUCUCGCUGUGCUGCUUGGCCUCGACAACCCCGCCCUCAGCAGACUGCGGCUCACCUGGGAGGGUCUUCCAGGAAAGUUCCGGAAACAGUUUCAACAGUUUGAAAGCAUUGCUGAUCCUUCCAGAAACCACAAGUCCUACAGAGACCUGAUCACCAGUCUGAGACCUCCACUGAUCCCCUUUACUCCUCUGCUGCUUAAAGAUUUGACUUUUCUUCAUGAGAGUUGUAAAUCUUUUCAUGGCCAGCUGGUCAAUUUUGACAAGAUGCACAAAGUGGCCGACAUGGUGCGAAACAUACGAAGAUACCGCAGCGGACAGCUGGCUGUGGAUACGGAGACGUCGCCAUCCCACCUGCAGACCAAAGCGUACGUGCGACAGCUGCAGGUGAUCGACAACCAGAACCUUCUUUUCGACCUGUCCUGCAAACUGGAGCCCAGAGACACGUAGAGAUGCCAGGACGUGUCCCACCUGCUCUUCCUCCCUCUUUGUCAAUCAACACGUGAAAAGCUUCUUCACUCGCAGCCAAUCAGGUGAAGCUCGGCAGCCAUCUUGUCUCCUUCUUGCUGACAGACGACAUGUAGGCAGUUUGACCUCCACCCAGCUGAUGAGGUGAGCCUUGUCAUGGAUGAUUUCUUAUCGUUUCAAAGGUCACGUCAGUAGGUUGACCUCUGACCUCAGGGACGCGUCUUUCCUGUUCAUGAAUGAGCAAACAGCCGAGAAGGCCUCUACCAAGGAACCAAACGUUUAGUCAUUUCGGUCUUGGAAAGUGAACUGUGAGACUCUGUGGGCGGAGCCUCGGAAAUAACAGGAGGCAACGCUCGUCUGGCGUCAACAAAGCACUUUGACGACGCUCAGGGCUCCGAGGUUUUGUUUACAUGUUGUUGUGUGACGAUUAUUAAGACUAGUAUUCCUACUAUUGCUAUUGUUAUCGUUGUUGUUGUCUUUGGAUCAUUUCAGCCAACAAAGACAAAGGAAUAUUUUUGACAAACAACAUAAAAUUGUCUAAUUGCAACACUAAAUGAUGUCAGCUAGCUGGGACCUGACAGCGCUAGUGCUGCAACCAGUCCUGGAUUAAAUUGAUUCAUUUGAUUCGAAAAAGCUUGGAUUUCUAUUCUGUUGCUUCAAUGAUUUGUUUUAUGAGUGUAACUAAUUAAAAAAAAAAAAGAUCAAAUCCGGACAGUGCGGAACUUAAAAAAACAUGGAAAUUGUUUCUCCAGUAGAGCUCACAUGAGAGCAGUGGCGUGGGUUCCGUGGUCUGUGUGGCGAUGGAGAGAGAUGGCUCAAAGGAAACGACAGAAGCUGUCAAGAGCUUGGGAUCAUUUCAAACUCAAAAAGACAGACGUGUUGCAAUGUCAAACGGAGAUAGUAUUCCACAACAGUACUAUAUCCAUACUGCAGCACAUUACCAGAAAGCACCCGAGCAAACAACCCGAAACAAGGUAAAAGUCUGCUUUGACAGCUAACGCCAUUUUAUAUGCUUGACUCCCAUAACUCAAACACAACACAUGGGAGCUUGUGAGAACAUGUUAGUGCAGGGGUGUCCAAACUUUUUCCAGCGAGGGCCGCAUAUUGAAAAAUGAAAGGAUGCAACUUUGCCACUUUGAUAUUUUGUAAGACAACACAUGUACAGUAGAUAUGCUCAGAAGUUCGAUAAAUUCCAAGAAAAAACUGCAUCUCACCUUAGUUGAAAAAAUUAUUAGUAUCAACUUCAGUUUUGUCUUUUUUUCCCCAUUUCUGCUGUUUGUUUUUUUUUACUACAAGGGUUAGAGUUAUACUAUAUGUAUAUAUAUUAUAUGUAUAUAUACAUAUAUACAGUAUAUGUAUGUAUGUAUAUAUAUAUAUAUGUAUGUGUGUGUAUAUAUGUAUGUAUAUAUAUGUGUAUGUAUAUAUAUAUAUAUAUAUA
Messenger RNA from Dunckerocampus dactyliophorus (ringed pipefish), 3558 nucleotides. RefSeq names its product Rap guanine nucleotide exchange factor (GEF)-like 1 (gene rapgefl1). The coding region runs from base 168 to 2102 and encodes 644 amino acids. Gene Ontology annotation, cellular component: plasma membrane. Gene Ontology annotation, molecular function: guanyl-nucleotide exchange factor activity. Gene Ontology annotation, biological process: positive regulation of GTPase activity; Ras protein signal transduction. Lineage: Eukaryota; Metazoa; Chordata; Actinopteri; Syngnathiformes; Syngnathidae. The record is from RefSeq and is a predicted model, not a curated record. The transcript has 16 exons.